Limulus polyphemus (Atlantic horseshoe crab) is the source of this 3256-nucleotide messenger RNA. RefSeq names its product mediator of RNA polymerase II transcription subunit 31-A-like (gene MED31). NCBI's taxonomy places the organism in Eukaryota, Metazoa, Arthropoda, Merostomata, Xiphosura, Limulidae. Gene Ontology annotation, molecular function: transcription coregulator activity. The record is from RefSeq and is a predicted model, not a curated record. Gene Ontology annotation, biological process: regulation of transcription by RNA polymerase II. The transcript has 4 exons. Bases 45 to 446 code for a protein of 133 amino acids. Gene Ontology annotation, cellular component: core mediator complex; mediator complex.
CUCUUUGAAUGUGUUUCAGACGAAGGUAAAGUGAAUGAGCUAAAAUGAAUUCGAAAGAAGGUGAAGACCAGCUGAAGAUGCGAUUUCAAAUUGAAUUAGAGUUUGUACAGUGUCUGGCGAACCCAAAUUACCUAAACUUUUUGGCUCAGCGAGGAUAUCUGAAAGAUAAGGUGUUUAACAACUACAUAAAAUAUCUCCAGUACUGGAAAAAACCAGAAUAUGCCAAGUAUUUGAAGUAUCCCAUGUGCUUGUACUUCCUGGAGCUUCUUCAGUACGAACAUUUCAGCCGAGAAAUAGCCAGCAGUCAGUGUGCUAAGUUCAUUGACGACCAACAACUAUUACAUUGGCAGCAUUACACCAGAAAGAGAAGCCAGCUUUUACAACAGCAAGAAACCAGCCAACCUGCUGCCGCUCAACAGGUUGUAAAACAAGAGAAGACAAUGUAGGGGAGUUGAUCAUAGUGAUUCCAUUUUCACCAAAUUAUUAUAUUAUCAUUGUGAUAAACAAAGAGAUGUAAAAGGAAUUCGAAACUAUGUAAAACUGUAUCUUUCAAACAGUGUUCCACCCGUACAUAUUUUUUAUUUCAGUGUUCAGGUUUUUUUGUUUCUGGUAGAACAAAGUUUACUCAGUUAGUUUAUAUAAAGGACACUGGUAUCGUUUAUAUUUACCAUGAAUGGAGUGUAUUAAUCGUGUGUUUAAAGGAAGAUUUUAAAAUCUAUUCGUUUUUUACGUACGUUUAUACCCGUAUUCUGCUAAAUAGAAUAGUUGUGUCUCUUGCUCAAUGCCGUAUUGUGAUUUGAAAAUAGAUUAAGCACAGUACAGAGAAACAGGCUCUAUUUUUAAAAGUUAAUACUGUAAACCUCUGUAGCCGUAACUGUACAAAAAACAAAAAAAAAAAAUGCAACAGCUUAUGAUAUUCCUGAGAAUUUUCGAAAACACCAACAUCAAAUUAAUCAGAUUGUAGGACUCGUAUUUUCUGUUUGAGACUAACGCCUUUUCUCGAUGUGUUUGCCUAAACUAAAUCUAUUAAUGUUUGAUAGUUAUAUGCAUUGUACUUAUUAUUAUCACAUACCCAAUUGUUUGGCCAAUAAGUUUUCUCUUGUUCAUAGAAUUUUGAACAGUUUGAGGUUAGUCAUCUACAUCUAAGGAAGGGUAAUAACGCUCGGAGACGGCUUGAAUGGGUAAUGAAGAAAAACUUUAAUACAAGUUUAACCUAACAGCAAAUGUACAACGUUUCGACGAGGUUUUGUCAUCAUCAGGUACAAUGUCGAAACAUUGUACAUUUGCUGUUAUAUUGAACUUGUAUAAAGUUUUUCUUCAUUACCCAUUCAAGCCGUCUCCAAGCGUUAUUAGUCUCAAAGUGGGUUCCUCGUCAUCUUGUUUUUAAAAUUAAAUCUUCGUUUUCAACCUCUGUUCAGGUUUCUUCAUUUUUUCAAACUGCACAAAACUAUCUUGACCAUUUCUUGUAUGUUUUUAUGUUGACAUUUGUACAAGAGUGUAAAUAACUCUCUACCCUGCUAAGAUUUCUCUGUUUUUGAUUAUAAGCAAAUUUUCCUUAAUGCAGGAAUGCAGUUGAAAUAUUGCAGGUUGACUAGCCAAAAAUAUCAUUCGGAUUGCUGUAUUUUUUUUUUUUUUAUUGGACUGUUAAAAAAUUUUAGAUUGAUGAAAAAAAAAAUAAUUGAUGGUUACCCAUUUAGUAACAAACGUAUUUUUUUUUUCUUUUUCAAAAAUAGAAAUAAUAGUGAAAGACUGUGUUUGAGGAUAUUUUUAUAUUAUCUUAAGUAUAUAUAUAUAUAUACUGAAAAAUGUUAAUUUGGGUUUCUCAUGUGGAAAGUAACACCUGAAGUUUUAUAGAAUAUUUUAAUACCUGGUAAAUUUUUCUUGUUUUUCGUUACUUAAUAUGAAUUAUAUGAUUAAAAUUGAAAUAUAUAUUCCUUUUUCUACACUGAACGUCAAGGAUAAAAACGUACUUUAUUAAUGGAAUUGUGGGCUGUUAGAACUCAGUAUUUGAACAUGUAUUGUAAAUGAUGUGGCGUAUACUCUAUUUGAUGUAUAAUUAGGAUGUAUUUAUGUAUUGUUGAAUUCUGCGUUUCUUGCCACAUGUAUAUUUUCAAGGAUUGUACAAAAAAAAAAAGAAAUUCUAAGUAAUUCACUUGACUGGAGUUGGUACAUUUAUUUUGUCUGCUUAUUGAUGAUGAUGUUCUUGGAAUAGUUUCCAUUGUUGGUUGAGUUCCGUUCUGACCUACAGUCUCAAAUACACUUUACGUAUAUAUACUGAAAUGGUUGACACCUUUUGAUAAUAAAGUUAGAAGAAAAAAAAUGACCUUUACCCUCCAGAUAAAAUUUAAAUAUCUCCAGAUAAUUAUAAGAGAUAUUUUAACCAAUUUUUUUAGGUACUAGCCGAGGUCAUGUAGCCAGUUUAAGUAAAACUUUGUUAGAUUGUAACAGUCAUUUUGUUUUUCUACCUUUAUAUGUUUAGAUGCUUCAACAGAUCAUCUUCAGGAGUGUAAAUCAUAAGAACAUUACACUGUUUAUAUCCUCUGUUUAAUCAUGAUAUGCUAAUUUAUAUGUUUUUUUUUUAGAGAUCAUAUUAUCCCCUCAUCCUCCUCCCCAUUAAUCCCCUCAUCCUUGUUUAAUACAUUAUUUUUUCUUAUAUCUAAUUAUAUCCAAGAUUCACAAAUAUUUGUGGUAACGUCAUUUCUGAGGUUGAGCUAAUGAAAUAAAUUCUGUUUCAAUGGAUUAUAUUUUGUGUUGUGCUAACAUCUUUGACUAAUGGGGAAAUAUGUUAUUUUUCUACUCGUGUUUAUUCACCAUAUAUAUUUUAACUUCGUAUUAGUCUGGCCUAAUAGUCUGUUAUUUUAUCCAUUAUACUUGCUUUAUCCACAGCUUUUAUUUAAUAAUUGAAUAACUUUAUUUAUGGGUUUAUAUAUAGGGUUAAAAUUUUUUAACGAAAAUUUAUCAAGAACUUUACAAGAUAAAAGGUAGAGCCAAGUUAACUGUUCUUUUUUUUUUUUUAGUUUACUCAAAUACUUUCAUGAAAUUACUGUUGUGAAAGUUUGUUUCAUAAAUUCCUUUGCUGCCCUAUCAAUGAAUAUCUGGGUAAAUACUUUGAUCAACUGGAACGUGUUUCAACAAUAAUACUUAACUCUUUAUUAGAUCUAUACACAUAGAAAUAGCUGAUAUUUUAUUAACUUUCGAUUGGUGAUUUGAUGACAUGAUCGCAGAAAAAGGUUUACAAAUAAAUUGUACUCAUUUA